Schistocerca gregaria is the source of this 1766-nucleotide messenger RNA. RefSeq lists its product as uncharacterized. Bases 164 to 1636 code for a protein of 490 amino acids. Gene Ontology annotation, cellular component: nucleus. Gene Ontology annotation, biological process: poly(A)+ mRNA export from nucleus. The record is from RefSeq and is a predicted model, not a curated record. The transcript is spliced from 2 exons. NCBI's taxonomy places the organism in Eukaryota, Metazoa, Arthropoda, Insecta, Orthoptera, Acrididae.
ACAAUUUUUUUCUUCAGCUAAAAAUAAAUAGUUCUUUUUGUAGCGCGUAUUUCCCUUCUCAGCGCCCUUCGUAUUUCGGUCGUCCGAAAGUGGGCCAUUCUACUAUCUAGCAAGUGUCGGUUGAAGGAGCCCUUUUUUGUCGGAAACCAGUUUUUUUUUACACAUGCAUGUAGCUCAACCUUCAGAAGGUGAUAGCAACCAGGCAGUGACAACCGAUGUUUCGUCUGGCGAGCAGGGCGAGCAAGGCGCUCAAGAAGGCACCUGCGUAAAAAGUGGUGAGUCUGAGCAGAUGCUGGUGACGGAGCAGCCAUUUGACGGCACGUUUGAAGAGCUUACAUUAGAUCGCUUUGACUCACUGGAGGAGGAGAAAGACAACGAGUUAGGGGCUGCUAGAAAGCUCAAAAAGCUUAAAAAGUUGCGUAGGAAUGCAGAGGAGGAAACCUUAUUGAACCAAGAGACGUCGAAGGAAGGGAGACGGGGGGAACCUAGUGACGAGGUUAAUGACGCAAAGAGUAGCCAGCAAACACCCAAUAAUGAGCCAGAUUGGGAGUCGCUUCCUACGCAGACUAUCGUUCCAGAAAUACCGGAUGUUUUUAGUUUAAUGUGCGACGUCUUUGGUGAUUCUGAUGAUGACUCAAUCUUGAGGGAUACUCGACCCUGGUCUGAGCUCGAUGAUUUAGAUGAUACGAGGAUACUAGAAGUAAAAAAAGACCUGCAGAAAGCUAUUUCUCACCAACGCAAAAAUUUGAGGCAAGCAACCCGAGUUUCUGUCAAAGCCCGCUCAUCUAGGGACGAUGACGUGCUCGACUCUAUUUCUGAGGAAGAAAAUUCUGACCGUGUCCAUAUUAAAGGCGUACACCGCAAACGUUCAGGACAUCGUAAGGAGCAGCCUUUUUUGGAUGCCCAAAAUACCACUUCCCAUCAUCGAAAGAAAAAGUAUACUGAAGACGAGAUUCGUCAGAAAAUCCGUCACGUUGUAAAUGUCAUGGUCGAUGCCUGUGAGGCGGAUAGGCUAUCCAACAUACAGAGGAAACCUGCAACACAAAAGUUACAGCAUUUGAAUCAAUUUAAAGAGACGUUAUUGCACGUUGGAUGGCAAGAAUUCUUGUUAGAUACAAAUGUUCUGAGCGUAGUACGAGACUGGUUAAAACCUCUGCCAGAUAGAACUCUACCAAGUCUGGCCAUCCGUGAGACCUUACUGAGGUGUCUGUUGAGCUUCUCGCACAUUUCCAAAUUUGCUCUCCGUGACAGCGGAAUUGGUCGUAUUGUCAUGUUUUUUUCAAAAAGUGAUACAGAACCGACCGUUAAGGAUCUGGCUGACAAGCUCAUCGCUCGAUGGACACAUCAUGCCUCCUCAGAGAACGAAUACAAAACCGACUAUGAUGCUCACCGGAGGUUGACGCCAGACCAAGUCAGAAUAUACUCCCAGCAGCUCAGUUUUGGCCGCACUCUUCAAGGAGCGAGCGACGUAAAAGGGCAGCCUAGACAGCGAGUACACGAACAAAUGUACGCUGCCGCCCCGAUUCUCAGCAGCAUGGAAUAUGUUAUCCAACCAGAAAGCACUGUUGAUCCAAAACUGGUUGCCCAGAGAUCUGGCCUAAGAAACAGCAGAAACAAAUUUUGGAAGAAACUCUAAUAACGCAUCGCCUUUUCACAUAAGCGGGAGAAUUCAGCGAUCAAAAAAAUUACGCAUUCAGGGCGAAUCACAAAAAAAGAUGUGCGCAUGUGUAUGUACAAUAAUACAAUUAAUUAGGUCUGUGUUUCAA